AUGGUUCUUGGUCACUCUCGACAAGGUGAUGACUGUGGCGCCAGUUGGAUUUCCGGUAAUACAAAAGAUAUCUUGCAUCUGGCUGAUUUUGGUAUCUAUGAUUGGUGUUGCGCCUUGUCCCCGACACACUCCAGCCAUUGGCGUGGACCCAGCUUUAAUAUUGGCGGAUAUCUGUGCUUUGCAUGUGCCACUUCUCGUGGAAAAGUUUUACAGCGUUCAAGUGUGAUUCCUCUCUCCAGAGAAGAGCGGGAUAGCACAGAUAUCAAAGCUCUGAAAAAGCGUUUUACCGAAGACUUGCAUAUCUGUUUGAAUAACUCUGACCCCAUCAAGAUUGAUGAUUUGCAGGAUCCUUUGUGUGCUUACAAAGCUGAUGAAAGUAUAUCAGACCUCUGCACACAAAUGCUAACACUCCACACUUUGAACAAUAUGAAGAUGAUGAAUGUUGAUGAUGAACCUGCUUUCAUUUGGUGGGUUCCUUAUACUUUGAAGAAGUGUGAUAGAAUUCUAAAGGCUGUGAAAAGAAGAGCCUUAACUCGCAAGACUGAGAAAUUUGGUUUAGAAUUGCCUGGUUCUGGUCCAAAGGGCGUAAGAUGUGCCUACAAGAUUGACGCCAACACUGGUAGCAAUCAUUGGGGAGAUGGUGUUGAAAAGGAAGUAAAGACGGUGUUGCCUGCCUUAAGAAUCUUGGGACCAAAUGAACCUAUUCCCCCUGCAUAUACUUGUAUUGACUUGAUAACUGUCUUUGAUGUUAAGAUGGACCUCACACAAAAGGCCCGGAUAUGUGCUCAAGGGGACCAAACUGAUCCUCCUCUUUUAAUAACGUAUGCCAGUGUUGUCACUUGUGAGAGUAUUUGUAUUGGAUUCUUGCUUGCUUUGUUAUAUGGUUUGGAUAUUUUGUCUGCUGACAUUGCUGGAGUGUAUUGGAACGCACCUUGUGCUGAGAAGAUUUACACAGUACUUGGACCCAAGUUUGGAGACCUUGAGGGUCGCACUGCUGUUGUGGAGAAAGCACUCUAUGGAUUAAAUCUUCCAGGUUAUAGAAAAAAUUAUUUCAGAAACGAAACAACACGCAUUCCGGCAGAACCAACCAGUCUGCCUCGCAUAGCGCUAGUACUGAAUUUACGUAUCACCAAGCCAACCAUUCAACACCGGCGCACCAUGGGCAAAUCUAUCAACGCGAAGGCAUCCUCGGCGAUGACAAAAAAGUCGGGCGUGUCUAAGAUGAAAACGUCCUCUGGGGCUAAAAAGUCCGUCAAAAAACAAGUGGAAAUUGACCUACAACAGCCUAAAGACAGGGAUCCCAUCGAUUCCAAGAUGGUGUCUGAAACCCAAACUGACGAGAAGCGUGUUAUCGACGACAAUGAAGCGCAAUACAUGGCUGAUGAGAUUGAGGCAAAACAAAUCGCCGAACGAGAAGCUCGCAGGAGUGGACAUUACGACAGCAUUUUCCAAACCUGUUGGAGUGGUGGAUGA
This is a messenger RNA of Cylindrotheca closterium, 1473 nucleotides long. NCBI's taxonomy places the organism in Eukaryota, Bacillariophyta, Bacillariophyceae, Bacillariales, Bacillariaceae. The record is from the annotation of a GenBank genome assembly.